UUUGCAAGACGAGCCAAGACUAGCCCGUCAGCUUACCAACCCAAAACCAUCCGCUCUCUUUCUUUUUCACGCGAGACCUUCAGAUAUAUCUGUAGCAAGCUGAUGAUUCAUAGUGGCAUUUCUCGGACCAUCAGCCGUGGAGAUGUGGCAAGCUUUUGUUCGGGAGAUGUGGCUAUGGGUGAGCUUGAAGAGCCAGCUAUCGUUUAUCACAGCAGGACCUCCAUGGCAUGGGAUGGCGACUUAGCUCUUUCGGUAACACACCUAUCAAAGACAGGUUCGACGAACGCUAUCGUCUUCGGCACCACUGCUGAAAUAGAGGAUGAGAUUAUUGACAGACUCUACUGCUCAUCCAGCGCCUUGUCACACCCAUUCCUACUUCCGGGAAUCUUCACUGAGCUAGAGAGAGAGAGACAGCUAAAGCGGCUUGUUGAGGAUACUCAAGGCGAGCUGGAAAAGGCUACAUACUACUUGGGUUCCGAUGAGGGAAGCGAAAGUGACCAGGCUGCUACCCAGCCAAUCAUUGACCUUUGGCUUAACACCACGGAGCUCCGAAAUGGCCUGUUCAACUGGAAGACACAGGUGGAAGAGAUGCUACUUCAUAUCGAAGGAAUGGCCGAGAGUUACUCAACAUCAAACGUCAUGGAUGGACGUUCGGCAUUUGCUUGUGCCGAUACCAAAGCAGAUCUAAAGCGGAAGCAAGCAAAAGUGAAUUCUAUGAUCAGAAACCGACUGAGGUCGAUAAUAAACGAGUAUGAGGACACUAUAAGAGACUGUACUAUGAGAUUAGACGGAAUGUCGAUGGCGACUCAGCUCUCUCAUGCAAGGACCAACAUGCAAAUUGCCCUGGAAUCCAAACGAGAUGGGAAGCGAAUGCAGAAUAUUUCCAUUUUCUCCAUGGUAUUUCUACCUAGCAUGUUUGUUGCAUGUUCUAGUACUUGGUGGAUACUAUCUUAUGUCUACUCGUCUGAUGUGUCUUCGCGUCGCUCACUCGAAGUCACGGAAGUGGUUGUCAAUGGUGUGAUAUGGAUGACCGUACCUAUAUGA
Colletotrichum costaricense is the source of this 1044-nucleotide messenger RNA. RefSeq lists its product as uncharacterized. The transcript has 4 exons. The annotation marks the transcript as partial. The record is from RefSeq and is a predicted model, not a curated record. Lineage: Eukaryota; Fungi; Ascomycota; Sordariomycetes; Glomerellales; Glomerellaceae.